Molecule: messenger RNA, 3837 nt
Organism: Fusarium coffeatum
Lineage: Eukaryota; Fungi; Ascomycota; Sordariomycetes; Hypocreales; Nectriaceae
Exons: 2
Coding region: 1-3837 (1278 amino acids)
Biological process (GO): activation of protein kinase activity; mitotic G2 DNA damage checkpoint signaling; mitotic DNA replication checkpoint signaling
Molecular function (GO): anaphase-promoting complex binding
Source: RefSeq, a predicted model, not a curated record
AUGGCUACCGCCUCUCGCGCUUCUACCCCCGUAUCUUCGGGCGGAUCUCCCGAGCAACUCUCACCAGCCUCCAGAUUCAAGGCUCAGAUGGCAGCUAUCGACGACAGUGACGGUGAAGAAUCACCUUUGAGAAAGACCAGCAAGGAUAUCUUCACAAAACACUCCGACCUACCACAACACACACAACAAGAAGACGCGUCUGAUGAGCCGGAAAAGGAGGAUGUCGACAGACCCCGAGGCACGCUUGCGGCUAGGAUGCAAGGCAUUACCCGACCAGUGCAAUCAAAAGAUACCGAUAAACAGAACGAAACUGCCCGAGAUCGUGUAAAGAAGAAGCUCGAGCAGGAGGAGAAGGAGGCUAAGAAAGCGGAGGAAGAGCAUAAUUCAGACAUGCCCGAUGCUUCAUCAGAAGAUGAAACUCCCGUGGUACGCCGAAGACGGAUCCGCCACGUUCCCUCAUCACCGGCCGCCAGAAAUACAUCACGCGAACCCAGCCCAGGACUCUUUGUAUCACCAGCAAAGCCGAUACAAAACAACUCGGAUUCCGAUGGGGAUCUCCCUGCAAUCAAAUCGGAUAAAAUGGCAGCGCAGGUUAGGCGCCUAAAAGAGAAGAAGAAAGCUGAGGAAGCCGCCAAAGAGGCCAAGCGGGCAAAGCAACAGGGAAUUGAGCAGAUGGCAUCAGGCAGUGAUGGUUCCGGCAUUACUGACGAUGAGGGUGGGCGCCGCCUGACACAAACCGAGCGACCAAGUGCCCGAAAAGCAAGCAAGAAGGCAAUUGAGGAAAUGAACAGAGAAACUCAAAGAAUGUCAAGAAACAUGCAAUUGAAGCAUGAAGCGAAGACACGAAAGAAGAUCUCCAAAAAUAGCUUGUUUGAGCGAUUCAAUUUCAGGCCGGCAGGCGUACCAGAACCCAAGGCUGCUAGCUCGAGUAGGGGACCGACGCCUCACAGCGACGUUGAAAUGCAGGAUGCGGAUACACCUCCCAGUUCGCCGCCUGUUUCCAAAGAAACUGCCGAUGCAACUGAGCCAGUUCCUGAGACCAACGACUGUGACUUGCCAGCAAUAGACAGCCUCGCCGAGACAACCAAGCUCAAGUUGAACAAGGGUAAAGGCAAGGCCGUUGAACCACCAAACGAACAAAAGCAGCCAGCCCAAAAACCCAAACGCCAAUUCCGAGUCAAACUUCCACCAGUUAAAGCCAAUGCUGCCCUGGUGGACUCGGAUGACGAGUUGGAAAUCACGACAACGACCAAAGACAAAAUCCGAGCUGUGUUCGACAUGGUCCCCGUCAAGAAAGCUCAAGAGCACAACUCUGCUCAGGCCCUGCGCGCUCUUGCACAAGUCAAGUCUCCCGGUAAAGAGAUCCGUCGAAAGAACGAUAAUCAUGGCAUGACGCACGGCGAGCUACAGAUGUACCUUCAGCAAAAGGCUCGACAACAAGCCAAGCUGGAGCGUGACCGCAGACUUGACAUGCUGAAGGCACAAGGUGUGGUUAUCCAAACCGCCGAAGAGCGCGAGCGCCAGAUGCAGGAGGUUGAUGAUAUCGUUGCCAAGGCCAGGGAGGAGGCCCGAAGAAUUAUGCAAACCGAGCAAGCAGCCGCCAAGAAGGAGAAGAAGGAAAGCGGUGAGGUUGAUCCCCUGGCUUGGGAUGAUAGCGAUGAUGAGGAGUAUCAAGCAUCCGCUGAUGAAGCCGAUGGAGAAGUGUCGGCAAUCGAAUUGUCCGGAUCAGAAGAUGAAGGAGACGACGAGGACGAUGAAGCAGACGGUAACCCUAUGGUCGAGGGGGAAGCUGAAGAUGGAGAAUCAGAGGCUUCUGCUGGCGAAGAGGACGAUACAACUCCUAUCGCCAGUCAAGAUGUUCAUGACGACGCCGAUGAGCUCCCAGUGGCGAGCAAACGACGAAUCCGGAAGCCCAUUGUUCUCUCUGAUGGUGAUGAUGAUGAUGAAGAGGACUCGGUUGAGAUGACGCCAAAGUCCAAACCCCAAGCUGCUGUACACACAUCGCCUACAGUACCCAAUACCCAAUCUCCUACGGCACCAAGAUCGGUGCUACGUUCCGCCAAGAAGAAUUUCAUUCCUGGUCUUCCUGUACAAGGAGCAGCUGGCCUUGGCCUUACUCAGAUCUUUGCCGGCACCAUGGAUGACAGCCAAGUAGAUGUCGCCAACGGCCCAACCCAGUCCAUGAUGCCAGACUUCGACCAUUUUCCCGACUCCAACUUUUCUGCGACGAUGGAUGAGCCUAUGGAAGACAUGAUUAUGGACAGUCAGAAGGGCGAUACACAAAAGAUGACUCAAGGUGUGAACCUCGACUUCUCUCAAUCUCAGUUGCGCAGUCUUGACAGCCUGCUACGAGAGGAUAGCACACAGAUCUCUGAUGCGAUGGAUUUCACUCAGGAUGAGGGUCUCCAACAUCAAACACCCCUGAAGGACAGGUUUAUCGAGGCUCCGGCUUCUACCGUUGAGACAACGGUAGUCGACCAUGAGGACCCAACACAAGCUUCACCACUAGUCCGCCGUGGCCGCCUUCGUCGCAGAAUGGAUACAUCUGAGCGCAUUGAAGAAACUCCUGAGCCAACAGCCGCAGAAAAGUCAAACAGCGUUUUUGAUGUGCUCAAGGAGGGAGCUAAGCAAGACAAGCAGAAACGAAUUCGGGCAGAAUUCGACCACAAGAACAGUAAGGCCAAGGAGAUGAUCCAUGAACAGGCCGAGGAAUCGGAGGAUGAGUACGCUGGUCUAGGAGGCGCAGAUGGCGAAGACAGUGACAACGAAUCCAUCGCCUCGCUCAAGGAAAUCAUCGACGACGCUGCCGGCAACGAUGUUGAUGAAGCCAAACUCGCCGCUUUCUAUGCUGAUCGAGAACGUGUUGAGGAUGAGAAGCAGGUCGAAAAGCUUUUCAAAGACAUCACAACUGGUAUGCUUCGUCGCAAGCGUGGCGCGGGUUAUGAUCUCGACGACUCAGAUGAUGAUGGCGAGGCCCGUCGAAAGAUGAAGCGUCGGCAGUUCGCCAAGAUGCAAAAGGCUCUGUUUGCCGAUGAGCGUGUCAAGAAGAUUGCUGAGAACCCUGGUAACCAAGCUUUCCUCAAAACCAUCGAGGAUAGAGGCAGUGAUGACGAGAUGGACUUUCUGGAUGCUCCGGAAGAAACCAAUGAUCCCUCGCAAUCUCAGUCACAGGAUGAAGAUGGCAGCAAGGCCCAGGAUGUCUCCAACAGUCAAUCCCAAAAGACUCCUGGCCCUGCGGAUAACAGGGCCCCUGCCCAUCUGCGUAGAACCAAGGAUGGCAAGAAACCUUCCAACCUUGGUGAAGUACGCGAGACUCUAUCUGAAUUGCUUGAAGAACCCCACGGUUCUGUCAUUCCUGCUACCGAGGCUGGAUCUGACAGUGAAGGCGAGGUGGAAGCUCCCACACAAGCUCCUAGCGAUAAGGAGAACAAUGGAUCCAACCCUCGUCGUGGUCGCGUUGCAGUUGUUGAUCGUAUUACACUGAAACGCAACAGCUCUUCCAAUGUCAGCACUGGCCGACUUGCAUUUGCAACAACAUCGAGCUCUUCUUUCAAGGUACCAGCGCUUCUGCGCCGUGCAACAACCAACUCAUUUGUUUCUGGCACGACUUCAACCACCAGCCCCAGCCCUUCAACCCCAGCAAGUGGGUUCGGAGAAGGAGCCACGAUCAAGAAGGGAGCCAGCAAGAAGAGUGGCGUGCAUGCUUUUGCGCGCGACAGCGAAAGACGAGCAAAGCUCGAACAGAACGAGCGAAAGAGAGAGGAGAGGAAGGUUAAGGGGGCGGAAAGGCGAAUUGGAGUCGUGGGUGGUUUGCUGGCAAAGGGAUCAUUUGAGUAA